Hyla sarda is the source of this 4387-nucleotide messenger RNA. Its product is annotated as SHC-transforming protein 1. Gene Ontology annotation, biological process: cell surface receptor protein tyrosine kinase signaling pathway; intracellular signal transduction. Lineage: Eukaryota; Metazoa; Chordata; Amphibia; Anura; Hylidae. The coding region runs from base 1230 to 3068 and encodes 612 amino acids. The transcript has 12 exons. Gene Ontology annotation, molecular function: receptor tyrosine kinase binding. The record is from RefSeq and is a predicted model, not a curated record. Gene Ontology annotation, cellular component: plasma membrane.
AGACGUGGCCUGUACCACUUGUGCACUGGGUGGAGGGGUGCUCUCACAUCUCACUGCAGGGGCCGCCAUCUCUAUGUAUCUGUGCACACGCGGGGGGCGGCAGACUCUGGCCAAUGAAUUAAUCAUUAGCGUGCAUUAUGGGAGAUUCAGCCUAAUGACCAUCUGUUAGGGGUUGUAGUUCUCCAGCACCACCACUAGGGGCGCGCCCUGUGUACAAACAGACGGCGCUGCAGCUGAUCUGAACUGUAAUGGGUUAAUAGUUUCCAGGACAACAGACUCACUGGGAGCAGCGCCCUGAUGACAUUGUGACGAUCCUGCAGCUCUGGGUGGCAGUGAUGCUGUGACCUUGUACAUUAGAUGGCUAGCUCCGCAGGCGGGGGCAGAGGCUGUAGGCUACAAUCUAAUUAGGAGCUGUGGUUUUGUGCGGAGGAAAUGAGGCGGUGUGGUGUUAGCGUGCCUUCCUGUCAGUGCGCCGGGUGAGUCAGCGCCUCUCCUCCAGGGACCGGCUGAUAACCAGGCAUCCCGACAGCACCUCUCCUCCAGGGACCGGCUGAUAACCAGGCAUCCCGACAGCACCUCUCCUCCAGGGACCGGCUGAUAACCAGGCAUCCCGACAGCACCUCUCCUCCAGGGACCGGCUGAUAACCAGGCAUCCCGACAGCACCUCUCCUCCAGGGACCGGCUGAUAACCAGGCAUUCCGACAGCACCUCUCCUCCAGGGACCGGCUGAUAACCAGGCAUCCCGACAGCACCUCUCCUCCAGGGACCGGCUGAUAACCAGGCAUCCCGACAGCACCUCUCCUCCAGGGACCGGCUGAUAACCAGGCAUCCCGACAGCACCUCUCCUCCAGGGACCGGCUGAUAACCAGGCAUCCCGACAGCACCUCUCCUCCAGGGACCGGCUAAUAACCAGGCAUCCCGAGCCGUCACCUCCACGCCUGACCUCUCCUCCGGGCACGUCUUCCUGCUGCUCGGACAUCACACUCUCCCUGUUUCCUUCCGCUGGGUGGGAGAGGAAGGUGCUGGGACCGCGUCGUCCUCCAUCACACGCUGCCAUGUCUGUUCUCUGGGAUAGGACUGUGCUUUACACUGCUGCCUCUCUUCUCUGAAUGGAUGGAUGCUCUGGCAUUGCCUUAGAGUAAUAUGUAACUGUAGGGUCCUCUGUGCUUGGGGUUCGGGGAGCUCUGUCUACACUUCUGCUUCCUGUCUUCUCUGCGCCCCCUCAGACUAUGAGACCUGGACCCCUUGUGUCUGUAGAGUACAAGCUGCCGACGGGCAUCAUGGAUCUCCUGCCCAAAACUAAGUAUAACCACCUUCGCAACGAGUCUGUCAGCUCUGUGGAAGACAUCCUGGGCACUGGGCCCCCCACCCCCUCGGUGGAUGUGAUAGUGGCAGAGUCUAUACCCAACUCCUCGUCUUCCUCUUCUCUGGCCCCCAUGUUGAACCUGGCUGAGCUCUCCUCAGAGUCUGAGGACAGCCCCACCACCCUUUGCUCUUUUUUCCCAAAAAUGGCCAAUCUGAAACUUUCCAAUCCUGCCAAUCUGCUGAGUCUCCGAGGCUUUGCGUCCGGGCCAGGGAAGGAGACGGGCAGCCCUGGGGAGCAGGCGGACGCCACCAGCAGCCCAGACUCAGGGAGCACUUUUACUGUUUUCUCCCAGGAUAUGAACAAACUCAGCUGUGGGAGGAAGUCCCGAGUGGAGGGAGGACAGCUGGCGGGGGACGAGUGGACACGACAUGGAAGCUUCGUCAACAAGCCCACCCGAGGAUGGCUGCACCCUGACGACAAGGUGAUGGGCCCCGGGGUCUCCUACCUUGUCCGGUACAUGGGCUGUGUGGAGGUGCUGCAGUCGAUGCGGGCUCUGGAUUUUAGUACGCGGACGCAGGUCACACGAGAAGCCAUCAGCCUGGUGUCAGAUGCUGUACCUGGGGCCAAGGGGGCUCUCCGAAGACGAAAAACCGGGGGUCGCUCCAUGAACUCAAUUCUGGGGAAGUGUAACCUGAAGUUUGCAGGAAUGCCCAUCACCCUGACCGUGUCCACCAGCAGCCUGAACCUCAUGGCGUCUGACUGCAAACAGAUCAUUGCAAACCACCACAUGCAGUCCAUAUCGUUCGCUUCUGGGGGUGAUCCGGACACAGCAGAAUAUGUCGCUUACGUUGCCAAAGAUCCAGUGAAUCAAAGAGCGUGCCAUAUACUGGAGUGUCCCGAGGGUCUCGCUCAGGAUGUGAUCAGCACUAUAGGACAGGCCUUUGAACUGCGAUUCAAGCAAUACCUCAAGAACCCUCCAAAACUAGUGACUCCACAUGACAGGAUGGCUGGAUUUGAUGGCUCGGCAUGGGAUGAAGAGGACGAGGAGAUUGCGGACCAUGCCUACUACAAUGACUUCCCAGGGAAGGAGCCUCCUAUUGGUGGGGUUGUGGACAUGAGGCUACGAGAUGGAACUGCUCCUUUAGUGCCAAGACAGAGCCCCAAUCACAUGGGGGCCACACUGCCGGUGGGACAGAUAUCUGGAGGAGAACAAGACUCAAGGAAACAGCAGCCACAGCCCAAUGUGCAAGGUAAGGACAGGUAUCCAGUGCCUGGCGCCAAGCCUGUGAAUCGGCCCGACCUUUUCGAUGACCCCUCCUAUGUAAAUGUGCAGAACCUGGACAAGGCCCGCCCGCCUGCUCGUGGCGCCACCAAUGGUCAGAGAGACAUCUUUGAUAUGAAGCCCUUCGAGGAGGCGAUCCCCCCGGGGGCGUCCAUUGUCAGUAUGGAAGAAGAGCUGAGGCGGGAGCCUUGGUACCACGGGAAGAUGACCCGGAAGGAGGCGGAGCGCCAGCUGCGGGUCAACGGAGACUUCCUGGUGAGAGAGAGCACCACCACCCCGGGGCAGUACGUCCUGACCGGCCUGCAGAAUGGGCAGCCCAAACACCUGCUGCUGGUGGACCCAGAAGGAGUGGUCCGGACCAAGGACCACCGCUUUGAGAGUGUGAGUCACCUGAUCAGCUAUCACAUGGACAAUCACUUGCCCAUCAUCUCUGCGGGCAGCGAGCUGUGUCUGCAGCAGCCGGUGGAGCGGAGACAGUGAGCGGCGGGGUCCCCUCCUCCUCAGUACACCGCAGCCUCUUCCCGUACCGCCGCGGAGCCUUCUCCUCACCUUCUAUCAGGGAAUUUGUAGGGUCACUGUGACCGGAGCCAUGGGUCAGUGCUGCCGCCGGAUCCCGCCAUGGAGGUGACGUCUCAGCACAAGGCGGCUCCGCCCCCUCUAAGCACAUGAUGGCCUGUGGCGCAGUCACCCCUGCCGAUCUGUGCCUUUUUUUAUUUGUAUGGUUCCCCUGCCCCCUCCAUGAUGGAUAUCUCCUGGGCCCCUCAGUCCAUCAAUGGCAAUAACGGACCCGAACCCCGUGCAUGCUGGACAUCCUCCGCACCUGCCCCAUGCCUAUUUAUUUCUGCUGCUUCCACACCGUCCUCUCGUCUGCGCCCCCCGGAGGUGGGGCCCCUAACGGAGUCUGCACUUUUUCUGGCCUCUUCCCCCCCCCCCCCCCACAAACCUUUUUGCCUUAAGGUGUCUAAAGAAAUAUGUAUCUGCUUCCAAAUUAUGGACAGGGGCGGCACCUAAUGUCCGGACAUUGCUGGUGUAGGUGCGGCGGCUGGUGGCCCCUUUUUAUGUAGAGAGCCCCCCCCCCACUGCUGUGGACUGAGUGGUCUCCACGGAGGAUGUUGUAUGGACUCGAGAGACUCUCCCAAUUUCUAGUGUUGUGUUCUGGACUGCAGGUCAUGUGACCUCAACUAGCCUGCCCCCACCUGGGGUCUGCAACGGGAAGUCCUAGCCUAACCUGCCCCUCAAUAUACCUCCCCAAGGGUCCCCAGCAAAAUGCCCUUAUAACCUGCCCUACCCCUCACUCCUGGCUCUGUGCCAGGGCGCCCUAUUACCGUACCCUCCCAUCCCAGGACCCGCCCUAUUACCGUACCCUCCCAUCCCAGGACCCGCCCUAUUACCGUACCCUCCCAUCCCAGGACCCGCCCUAUUACCGUACCCUCCCAUCCCAGGACCCGCCCUAUUACCGUACCCUCCCAUCCCAGGACCCGCCCUAUUACCGUACCCUCCCAUCCCAGGACCCGCCCUAUUACCGUACCCUCCCAUCCCAGGACCCGCCCUAUUACCGUACCCUCCCAUCCCAGGACCCGCCCUAUUACCGUACCCUCCCAUCCCAGGACCCGCCCUAUUACCGUACCCUCCCAUCCCAGGACCCGCCCUAUUACCGUACCCUCCCAUCCCAGGACCCGCCCUAUUACCGUACCCUCCCAUCCCAGGACCCGCCCUAUUACCGUACCCUCCCAUCCCAGGACCCGCCCUAUUACCGUACCCUCCCAUCCCAGGACCCGCCCUAUUACCGUACCCUCCCA